This is a messenger RNA of Paramecium pentaurelia, 863 nucleotides long. NCBI's taxonomy places the organism in Eukaryota, Ciliophora, Oligohymenophorea, Peniculida, Parameciidae. The record is from the annotation of a GenBank genome assembly.
UAAUGAGAUCAUCAGCUUUGAUUUUGGUUAUUUUGACAGCAACAGUCAGUGCAACAUUCAUCUAUAAUGAAGAUUUGGCUAAAGAGGAAGCUGCCCUCUCAUUUGCUGCUUAUUGUCCUAAUUCAGCUAUCAAUAAUUGGAAGUUAGGCUAUGUUAGUGCUAAUUAUCCAAAUAUUUAAAAUCCUAAAGUUUUUGAAGAUAUCAUUUAAGUAAGAAAUUAUACAUUAUUUUUAGGGAACAAAAGGAUAUAUCGCUUUUAACCCUACCUACAAUGCCAUCACAGUUGUUUUCAGAGGUUCAAGCAACAUCUAAAACUGGUUGGACAACAUCUAAUUCGAUAAGGUUGAUUAUAAUGAUGCAUGCAAAUGCUAAGUUCACAAAGGAUUCCUUGAGGCCUUCAAUUCACUUAAGCCAUAAGUUGACGCUCUCUUCACAUAAUAUAGAAACAUGUACCCAAAUGCCGUCAUUCAUGUAACCGGUCAUUCUUUGGGAGCUGCUAUGGCUACUCUUUAUGCUACUUAAUUAGCAAUUGCUGGAAAUUCACUUCAAUUGUCUACUUUUGGAUUACCAAGAGUUGGUGAUAAAGCCUAUUAUGAUUAUUUCUCUUCAUUUACUUAAGUGACUCAUUUCAGAGUUGUUCAUGAUAAGGAUGCUGUACCACAUGUAAUUUAAUUCAUUUAAAUAUAGGUUCCACCAUAAAGCUUUGGAUUUAAUCACGUUGAUAGAGAAAUUUGGUAUCACAGAGCUUCAUACACUGUAUGCUAAUUGGAUGAAGAUCCUAAUUGUUCAGAUUCAGUUCUUAUUCCAUCAAUUGCUGAUCACAGUUAUUAUAUGGGAUGGAGCUCAUCAGUUGAUUGUUGAUU